Ilex paraguariensis (yerba mate) is the source of this 218-nucleotide messenger RNA. Lineage: Eukaryota; Viridiplantae; Streptophyta; Magnoliopsida; Aquifoliales; Aquifoliaceae. The record is from the annotation of a GenBank genome assembly.
CUAAGGGGCCAAGGUGCAAAAAGAAAAACAUUGUAGCCACACUGCAAGCAUCUAGAAGUCCUUGCAUCAUCCGAAUGCUCGGCCUAGCAUCAACACAAGACUCAAAGAAGAAGAUUGUCGAAUACGAAUGGAAGAACACCAUCUGGAUGGCGGAAAUUGGCGUCUGGAUGGUGGAAGCUGACAAUGGUGAAACCGACAUAUCAGCUUGUCUCUCAUUG